Molecule: messenger RNA, 393 nt
Organism: Vicia villosa (hairy vetch)
Lineage: Eukaryota; Viridiplantae; Streptophyta; Magnoliopsida; Fabales; Fabaceae
Product: embryonic abundant protein USP92-like
Exons: 1
Coding region: 1-393 (130 amino acids)
Source: RefSeq, a predicted model, not a curated record
AUGAUUGAUCAUGUCAUUUCACAUUUUGGAACCACAAAAAUUAAAGCUAUUUCAAGUACCUUUGACAAAAAUCAAGACCAAUAUGUGGUGGAGGAAGUGAAAAAAAUUGGAGACAAUGCUGUGAUGUGUCAUAGAUUAAAUUUUGAAAAAGUUGUAUUCAAUUGCCACCAAGUUCGUGCAACAACUGCUUAUGUGGUCUCAUUGGUAACCCCUCAAGGAGAUAAAACUAAGGCUUUAACUGUUUGCCACCAUGACACAAGAGGAAUGAACUCCGAGUUGCUUUAUGAAGCUCUCAAAGUCAAACCUGGAACUGUCCCUGUUUGUCAUUUCAUUGGAAAUAAGGCUGCUGCUUGGGUACCCGAUAAUUCUGUUGACCAUCCUUGUGUCAUCUAG